GUUGUUGAUCUGUUCAUUUGAGAUCACAAGUGCUAUUUUACAAUUAGUGGCUGGGAUUUUUAUUGGUUUUUGGGUGCUACACCUGCCGUGUGUUUAGAGUUGUUGCUCUGCUGACGUUUUUUAGCUGCAGCUGAAGUUUAUUGCGGCCUGGUUCCCACCCGCUAACCACUCCUUCCUUGGGUGGGCUGCGUUUCCGCUCCUGAACAGUUAAUGAUCGAAAACAAGGGUUCUGGGAGCUCAGUGGUUUACAUCUGUCUCUGACUGUGGCAUGCAGGGCAUUUGCAAAGAGUCUGCUUAUCCUUUGCACAGUACAGCAGCACGUGCCUUGCUCUUUUUCUAAAUGGAGUUUGUGGUUUGGCGAGUUCUCACAUGAUUUUUGAUGGUACCGAGAAAGGAACAUUUCUCAUGAGUGGAGACGCAACUUUUUUUUUUUCAUCAUCAAGGGAAACCACCAUCAAGCACAGAUAGUCUGCGUGUCACACUGUGAGCAGCUCUCAGUCAAUAUGCCUGCUGUUGGUGAUAACCAAAGUCUUCAAAUAAUCAUGAUGAUAAAUAUAUCAACAAAGUCUCGCACACCGGAGUACCUGGAAAAUACAACAUUCUUGGACAAUUUUGAUUACUCAUCGUCGUCCCAGGAUUACUCUGACUUUCCUCUGCUUUGCGACAAGGAGUCAAACCGGCAGUUUCGCCUCUGGUUUCUGCCGCUCUUCUACACCGUCAUCUGCUUGCUGGGAGUGGCUGGGAAUCUGCUGGUCAUCGCCACUGUCUUCUACUUCAAGCGCCUCAAGAACAUGACAGAUGUGUACCUGCUCAACUUGUCCUUCGCCGACCUGCUCUUUGCCCUCUCGCUCCCCUUCUGGGCAGCCAACUCCACGGCAAAGUGGAUGCUGGGGCUUUUCAUGUGCAAAGCUAUAAACACCAUCUACAAGGUCAGCUUCUACAGCAGCAUGUUCCUCCUCUCACUCAUCAGCGUCGACCGCUACUUUGCCAUCGCCAAGGCCAUCUCCACCCACGGCCUCCGCUCAAAGGCUGUCUUUUUGAGCAAGCUGUCCUCCACUGCCAGCUGGAUGAUGGCGCUGAUCUGCUCCCUACCAGAAAUGAUGUACACCAAUGUCAUCAACGACACCUGCUCUCCAUUCUCCACCAAAAACGAUCAGCUCCGGGUUGGCUUCCAGGCCAGCCAGAUUGUGUUGGGGUUCCUCGUUCCGCUCCUGAUCAUGAGCUUCUGUUACACCCGCAUCCUCCAGACGCUCUGCCAGGCUCGCAGCUUUGAGCGGAACAGGGCCAUCAAAGUGAUUCUCGCCAUUGUCAUCGUCUUCCUGGCCUCCCAGAUGCCUUACAACAUCGUCCUCUUCUGUACUACAAUCAUCAUAGGAGCCGGAGGAACAAAGAACUGUGAACACGACAACAGUCUCCUGUUUGCCACCGAUAUCACACAGUACGUGGCCUUUCUGCGUUGCUGCCUGAACCCCUUUGUCUACGCCUUCAUCGGCGUUAAGUUUCGCCAUGAUGUUCUUAAGCUGCUGAAGGAAAUUGGCUGCGUGAGCCAGGAAAGGUUCUACAGAUACACCUGCGGCCGGAGGAGGAGCUCAGCUGGCCUUGACACCGAAACCACCACCUCUUUCGCUCCAAAAGGUGUCAACCCCACAUGCAAAGUGCUUGAAUUGGACUAAUACAAACCCUGUUUUAUUUUGUCAAAGCGUAUCAGCUUGCCAUGUACAUAGCAGAAGUUAUAUAAUUGCAAGUUGUUUGAGUUAUGCUACCUUUUGGCUUGUCUUAUUUGUUUAUAAAGACUGUAUUUUGAAAGUUCUUAUUGUUGAUAAAAAAAAAAAUGCAUAUUUUAAAGGAAAGUGAAGUUUCUGGUAUACUCAAUAAAUAAACAGUUUCUUUAUGCUGUUUUCAGUGCAUGCAGUUUAAAUUCCAUAUAAGACCCAAACCCUCAUGACAUCCACCGCAGACUAUAAUAAAUCAUAUAAUAAAGCUAAGAAUGAUGUCACAAGCUUGCACAAAGAAAAAAAAAAGUAAUUGAAGAAAUAGAAAUGCACUCACACCUUUGAAACCCAUAUUUUUUUACAGCAGCCCAUUUCCAAAUAACAUGAAAAUUGCUAAAAUAAUUAUUGUAAAGCAGGUGACAGACACUAUUUUACUAAU
This is a messenger RNA of Gambusia affinis (western mosquitofish), 2151 nucleotides long. It is a transcript of the gene ccr7, whose product is annotated as chemokine (C-C motif) receptor 7. Gene Ontology annotation, biological process: immune response; chemotaxis; G protein-coupled receptor signaling pathway. Gene Ontology annotation, molecular function: chemokine (C-C motif) ligand 21 binding; chemokine (C-C motif) ligand 19 binding; C-C motif chemokine 19 receptor activity. Lineage: Eukaryota; Metazoa; Chordata; Actinopteri; Cyprinodontiformes; Poeciliidae. The transcript is spliced from 5 exons. The record is from RefSeq and is a predicted model, not a curated record. Gene Ontology annotation, cellular component: membrane. Bases 504 to 1673 code for a protein of 389 amino acids.